Pseudovirgaria hyperparasitica is the source of this 1483-nucleotide messenger RNA. Its product is annotated as phosphoribosylamine-glycine ligase. Bases 98 to 1402 code for a protein of 434 amino acids. Gene Ontology annotation, molecular function: phosphoribosylamine-glycine ligase activity; ATP binding; metal ion binding. NCBI's taxonomy places the organism in Eukaryota, Fungi, Ascomycota, Dothideomycetes, Acrospermales, Acrospermaceae. The transcript has 3 exons. The record is from RefSeq and is a predicted model, not a curated record. Gene Ontology annotation, biological process: purine nucleobase biosynthetic process.
CGCACCACCGGGAUGCCAAAAAAGUCACAACCUCGCUACUUGGCUCUUGAGCCUGUGUCUGUACGCCCCUUUCAAAGAACAUUUCCAGGUCCUUGACAUGGCCACGAAUCUCGAUCCGUCCACUCCCCUUCGUGUCCUUCUCGUCGGCAAUGGCGGUCGCGAGCACGCUAUCGCAUGGAAACUCACACAGUCGCCACGCGUCGAACACGUUUAUGUUGUUCCUGGUAAUGGAGGCACAGCAGGCGUCAAGAAUGUCACCAACGUGACAAAUGUCAAGGCUGAAGACUUUCCAAGUUUGGUGGCUUUGGCAACAGAGAAAAAUGUCAACCUGCUGGUACCAGGACCGGAGGCUCCCUUGGUCGCUGGUAUAGUGGACUAUUUUAAAGAGCAUGCGAAAGAUGUGAAAUGCUUUGGUCCGUCGCAGAGUGCUGCGCGCAUGGAGGGUUCAAAGACCUUCUCCAAGGACUUUAUGCACAGGAAUAACAUCCCAACUGCCGAGUACAAGAACUUCAGCGAUUAUCACGAAGCAAAGGCAUACGUAGAUUCGAUUUCUCACAAUGUCGUAAUCAAGGCGAGUGGACUAGCGGCAGGGAAGGGUGUCAUAAUACCCGCAUCCAAAGAGGAAGCUCAAACUGCGCUACGAGAGAUUAUGCUAGAUAGAGAAUUCGGGGCAGCAGGCGACGAAGUAGUCAUCGAAGAGUUUAUGGAGGGCGAUGAGCUCAGCAUCCUGAGCUUCUGCGAUGGCACAAGGCUGCAAUCACUACCACCAGCCCAGGAUCAUAAGCGGAUAUUCGAUGGCGACAAAGGCCCUAACACUGGUGGGAUGGGAACAUAUGCGCCCACGAGAAUUGCUCCAAAAGAUGUGAUUGACCGAAUACACGAGACCAUUCUCCAACCUACGCUUACAGGCAUGCAUAAAGAGGGCUUUCCGUUUGUGGGCAUUCUCUUCACUGGUUUGAUGAUGACCAAGAGCGGUCCCAAAGUCCUGGAAUACAACGUGCGAUUUGGUGACCCAGAAACGCAAAGCUGUCUCCCGCUGCUCGAGUCUGAUCUAGCCGAAGUCAUGCUUGCGAGUGCAGAGGGCCGUCUCAAUGAGGUACCCAUCGUAGUAUCUCACAGGUCUGCCGCCACCGUCGUCGUUGCAGCCGGGGGUUAUCCUGGUUCAUAUGGCAAAGGCUUUGACAUUAAGCUAGACUCCGUCACGGCAGAUACUGUUAUAUUCCAUGCCGGCACAAACUUCAUCGACGGAGUCCUCAAGACUUCUGGUGGCCGAGUCAUUGCGGCUACAGGUGUUGCCGAUACUCUUGAAGAAGCAGUAAGGAAAGCCUAUGAAGGUGUAGGAAGCAUACAUUUCGAUAAGAUGCAAUAUCGAAAGGAUAUCGCUGCGAGAGCGCUGAAAUAAGUACCUCAGUUGAUACGAAGCAUAUAUGAGCGCGUAGAAGAAGCAUUGAAGUGGAUAGAAAAAAGCGCUUUUGCUAUACAU